Molecule: messenger RNA, 4828 nt
Organism: Stegastes partitus (bicolor damselfish)
Lineage: Eukaryota; Metazoa; Chordata; Actinopteri; Pomacentridae
Gene: ppip5k1b
Product: diphosphoinositol pentakisphosphate kinase 1b
Exons: 30
Coding region: 503-4126 (1207 amino acids)
Biological process (GO): inositol metabolic process; inositol phosphate biosynthetic process
Cellular component (GO): cytosol
Molecular function (GO): 5-diphosphoinositol pentakisphosphate 1-kinase activity; inositol hexakisphosphate kinase activity
Source: RefSeq, a predicted model, not a curated record
GCAGUUAGCGGCUGGGUCGAUAUGAACACAAGCAGGCGAGCUGUUGGACGUGUUUUAAGAGCAGCGUGAAUGUCCGCGGAGCUGUGUGGGCAAGAAAAAUGGUGUGCAAAUGUUGACCUGUGUGAAGAAGCGCUCGUAGGCAGCAACAUGUUUUCUCCCAAACAUCCUCUGUCCUGACACAGGGAGUUGUACACCCAGGAUCCUGAUUGUCUACCUCAACACACGUGGAGUCCACUCCCUCUUUUCUACCUCUUCAGACAUCUGCUGCUCUUUUUCUACCUCAGCACGUUCUGUACACACACGCACUGUGUCAAAGUCGUUAUCAGCCAGCUCAGAAACGCCAACAGACCCUUCACUUUAUCACCAGGCUCUUAGGUGUCAGUCAUCCAGCCUCGGUGUAACACGCUCGACUGGGUUUCUUCCUGCUCAGCAGCCAUCACUGUUAUCUGACUCCCUGCGGGGAGGGGCCUCCUGAAGCAGCCAUGUUACGCCAGGGUUUGUGAUGUCCGAGCCCUGCGACGGACCAGGACCAGGGGAAGAACAGGGGCGGAGUCACAGAGACGUUCCUCUGUUUGUGGUUGGCUGUGAAGAUGACGAACAGGACGUGGGCCAAAUGGAAGCAGGCAUGAAGAACGAGAUGUUUCGAGAAGAGGAAAUGGAGGAUGAUGAAGAUGAGUCGCCGUCAGAGCGACAGAUUGUGGUUGGCAUAUGUGCCAUGAUGAAGAAAUCCAAAUCCAAGCCCAUGACUCAGAUCUUGGAGCGUCUUUGUAAGUUCGACUACAUUGAUGUAGUCAUAUUUCCCGAGGAGGUGAUCCUAGAGGAACCUGUGGAGAGAUGGCCCCUUUGCGACUGCCUCAUCUCCUUCCACUCCAAAGGUUUCCCUCUGGACAAAGCUGUGGAAUAUGCCAAGCUCAGGAAUCCACUGCUCAUCAAUGAUCUCAACAUGCAGUAUUUCAUUCAGGACAGGAGGGAAGUGUAUCGGAUCCUACAAGAAGAGGGCAUUGAUCUACCUCGUUAUGCUGUGUUAAACCGAGACCCUGACAAUCCUGAAGAGUGUAACCUGGUGGAGGGAGAGGACCAUGUUGAGGUGAACGGGGAGGUGUUCCCAAAACCCUUUGUGGAGAAACCUGUGUGUGCAGAGGACCACAACGUCUACAUCUAUUACCCAACAUCUGCAGGAGGAGGCAGCCAGAGACUCUUCAGAAAGAUAGGGAGUCGUAGCAGUGUGUACUCCCCAGAAAGCAGCGUACGAAAGACUGGAUCCUACAUCUACGAGGAGUUCAUGCCAACAGAUGGUACUGAUGUGAAGGUUUACACAGUGGGCCCUGACUAUGCCCAUGCUGAGGCCAGGAAGUCUCCAGCGCUGGAUGGGAAGGUAGAGAGGGACAGUGAGGGGAAGGAGAUCCGUUACCCCGUCAUGCUGACUGCUAUGGAGAAACUGGUGGCCCGCAAGGUCUGCCUGGCCUUUAAGCAAACAGUAUGUGGAUUCGACCUGCUCAGAGCCAACGGCCAUUCCUUUGUCUGUGAUGUUAACGGCUUCAGCUUUGUCAAGAACUCAAUGAAAUACUACGACGACUGUGCCAAAGUCCUGGGGAACAUGGUAAUGAGGGAGUUGGCCCCCCAGUUCCACAUCCCCUGGUCCAUCCCCAUGGAAGCUGAAGACAUCCCCAUCGUCCCAACAACCUCAGGAACGAUGAUGGAGCUGCGCUGUGUUAUUGCCAUCAUCCGACAUGGUGAUCGCACACCAAAGCAAAAGAUGAAAAUGGAGGUUCGGCAUCCUCGAUUCUUUGAAUUAUUUGACAAGUACGGAGGAUACAAGACGGGAAAGCUAAAGCUAAAAAAGCCAAAACAGCUGCAGGAAGUGCUGGAUAUCGCUCGCCUGCUGCUAGUUGAGCUGGGCCAGCACAAUGACUGUGAGAUUGAGGAGAAGAAAUCCAAACUGGAGCAACUCAAGACAGUUCUGGAAAUGUAUGGUCAUUUCUCAGGUAUCAACAGGAAAGUGCAGCUGACCUACUUGCGGAACGGCCAACCUAAAGCUUCUAGUGAAGAAGAAGACUCGAAGAAGGACAGUCCAUCUUUGCUGCUGGUGUUGAAGUGGGGCGGGGAACUGACGCCUGCGGGCCGGGUUCAGGCUGAGGAGCUGGGCAGGGCCUUUCGUUGCAUGUACCCUGGAGGUCAAGGUGACUAUGCGGGUUUUCCUGGCUGUGGCCUCCUGCGUCUGCACAGCACUUACCGCCACGACCUGAAGAUCUACGCAUCUGAUGAAGGCAGGGUGCAGAUGACGGCAGCUGCUUUUGCUAAGGGUCUGCUGGCUCUAGAAGGGGAGCUCACCCCCAUCCUGGUUCAGAUGGUCAAGAGUGCCAACAUGAACGGACUGCUGGACAGCGACAGCGACUCCCUGACUGACUGCCAACAGAAGGUGAAGGCCAGGCUGCAUGAGAUCAUGCAGAAGGACCAGGAGUUUUCACAGGAGGACUAUCAAAAGCUGGCCCCAACCAGCAGUCCAUCACUGGUGAACUCUAUGACUGUCAUAGAGAAUCCAGUCAAGACCUGUGACAAGGUGUAUGCACUCAUCCAGAGCCUCACGUCACAAAUCCGGAAGAGACUGGAAGACCCCAAGUCUUCAGACUUGCAGCUUUACCACAGUGAGACAUUGGAGCUGAUGCUGCAGCGCUGGUCCAAGCUGGAGAGAGACUUCCGCAUGAAGAACGGACGCUACGACAUCAGCAAGAUCCCCGACAUCUACGACUGCAUCAAAUACGACUCCCAGCACAACGCCUCACUUAGUCUGGAGGACACACUGGAGCUGUUCAGACUGUCCCGUGCCCUGGCUGACAUAGUCAUACCACAGGAGUAUGGCAUCAGCAAAGCAGAGAAACUGGACAUUGCUCAGGCUUACUGUGUUCCUCUGCUGAAGAAAAUCCAGCUGGACCUGCAGAGGACCCAUGAGGACGAGGCCGUCAACAAGCUGCACCCCCUGUAUUCUCGAGGCGUGAUGUCUCCUGGUCGUCAUGUCCGCACACGCCUCUACUUCACAAGCGAGAGCCACGUUCACUCCCUGCUCAGCAUCUUCCGCUACGGAGGACUGCUGGAUGAGGAGAAGGACCAGCAGUGGAAACAGGCAAUGGACUACCUGAGCGCUGUGACUGAACUCAACUACAUGACACAGAUAGUCAUCAUGCUGUAUGAAGACAACAAUAAGGACCCCUCCUCAGAGGAGCGUUUCCAUGUGGAGCUUCACUUCAGUCCAGGAGUCAAAGGAUGUGAAGAUGAAGAGAACGUACCUCUUGGCUUUGGCUUCCGACCAGCAUCCUCAGAGAAUCAGGACAAAAAACCUAAUCAGGGCAGUCUGGAGGACCUUUCUCAGGACCAGCCAGACCAGGCACUUCCUGUCUCAGAGCCAAUCAACAUCCAGCGAAGAUCCCCCAUGAUCCGCAAUCGCAAGACGGGCUCCAUGGAGGUCCUCUCUGAGACCUCUCCCACCCAUUCAUCCAAAGGCUGCACAUCCCAUCGACUCUUCCAGUCGUGUUCACGCCAGUCUCCUGAGAUCAAACCAGCCAGUGGCCUAGGCUCGCUCUGCUCUGGCCUCUUCAGUGCCUCUGCCCUCGGGGUGUCCUGUAGCGCCCCCAACCUGCGGGACUACGUCCGCACGCACCACCACCACCACCGAAAGCCACCUUUGUCCCCUGGCAGUCUGCCGUGCCACAGUGGCAUGUUUGAGCUGUUCUCUAUGCCGGCAGUAAAGAGAUUUUCUGUGUCGUUUGCCAGGCAUCCGACUAAUGGAUUUGAAGGCUGCUCCAUGGUGCCCUCUAUCUAUCCACUGGAGACGCUGCACAACUCACUCUCCCUCAAGCAGGUGGACGAGUUUCUCAACGCCGUGUGUGAGAGCAGCAGUGAGGUCCACGCCAAAACCAUGAAAGCGCUCUCCAGCCUGUUUGACUCUCAGAGCCAGACGUCACUCUACAGCCCACAGCAGCCUCUGUCUUCAUCUGGAUCAGAAACAUCUCUUCGCCCGCCAAGCCAGCCACUAUGGCAUGGCAGCAUCCCCUCCAGUGCUGUAUCCAGCGCAGGCCCCUCGUCCCCGAUCACUGACGCCUCCGGUCUGAACUUCAGCUUCACCGAAUAGGCUGACAGUCUGAACAACACAAGGACUUCUGCUUAUUUGAGGGCACAAUGUGAAGAACUCUGUUUGUCCGUCUCCCCGUGCUGUAGCUCAUCUUUCCCGCUAUCCUUCUGCUCACAUUCACAAAUACAGCUGGAGGUGAUUGUGGAGAGAUGCCACUCUGCUUCAGUUAUUAUGCUCAAACUGUAAAUACAGUCCCACAUGCUGUAUAUGGACUCUUCUGGUGCCCCUCAACACUACAUGUUCUCUACAGACAGAAAAUGCUGAACUUCCACUGGGUGAAAAUUUCUCAUUGACUCAGUCCUCCUCUUCACUUUGUCCACACACACAUUCAUAAACCAGAUCCCACGACUGCACAGCGAGCCAACCUUCAGACCAGUUGUGCCUUUGUUUUAAUUUAGAUGCUGCCUAUGCUAAAUCAACAAGUGCCUACUGUUUGUUUUUCUUCUCAGUCCAAAUGCUGUUAAAAUAUCUCACACAGCAGCUGCCUCUUCUCUGACCUGCCCUACGGACAUUUACAGCUGAAAUGUAUUCAGACAGUUUUUUUUUUUAAUUCACAUGAGAUUUAACAACAGUUUGAUUGAGCUUGUGGUGUAUUUCAGCCUCAAAUGUCUGCAUGUAGACUGAAAGUUAAAGACUAAAGGAAUAGUUUGAUAUUUUCAUAUAUAUUCCAUCUUGCGGGCUGCAGGGUGGCGGAGUUGUUAG